Molecule: messenger RNA, 1416 nt
Organism: Penicillium egyptiacum
Lineage: Eukaryota; Fungi; Ascomycota; Eurotiomycetes; Eurotiales; Aspergillaceae
Source: the annotation of a GenBank genome assembly
AUGGCAAUGUCCCAGGCCGCAAACCUGAUAGAGAAGGUUCUUGGCCAUGGUGAUAAUGCAACAGUCACCACUGAUGUGUCCAGCUACGACAAUGAAUAUGGAGUGGAGACCGGAGAGAUGAUCCAGGCUACUACUUGGCAAGGGAAGAACCGAGUCAAAGUUGUGAAAAUGCCCAAGCCACGGGUGAUCGACCCUGGAGACGUGAUUGUCAGGGUAACAGGAAGCACUAUUUGCGGUAGCGAUCUGCACCUAUAUCACGCGUCGGGCAAAGGGGUCAUUCCUCAGCUGGAGAAGGGCGACGUGCUCGGCCAUGAAUGCUGUGGGGUUGUCGACAGUAUAGGGCCCGAGGCAAAGAAUGUCAAAGUUGGAGAACGAGUUGUUGUUUCUUUUCCGAUUGCUUGUGGGGAUUGUAAGAAUUGUCGGAGAGAGUACUAUUCCCAAUGUGACAAGACCCACGAGAACACUUUGACCAAUGCCUUGUAUGGGAAGCGAACUGCAGGUAAGUCCAGCAGAGUAACUGGACUCGGGGGUCCUGAUAUUCAUACUAAAUUGGGAACAGGCAUAUUUGGAUAUUCCCAUUUCACAGGUGGGUUUGCAGGUGGCCAGGCCGAGUACAUUCGAGUUCCAUACGGCGACGUCAAUCUUCUUUCUAUUCCAGCCGAAGUACCAGAUGAGAAGGCACUUUAUGUCUCGGAUGUUAUAGCAACAUCGUGGCACUGCGUGGUCGACACCGGUGUCAAGAAAGGUGAUGUUGUUGCGAUUUGGGGAGCCGGGCCAAUCGGGCAGAUGUGUGCACAGUUCAGCUUCUUCCAUGGAGCUAGUCGAGUCAUCCUCAUCGAUGGAGGUGAUGGUGCAUGGCGAUUAGAUUUCGUGAAGACAAAAGCGCCCAAGGUCGAGUUAGUCAACUUCACAAAUCUGCCUAAAGGCGAGUCAGUAAUAUCACAGCUGCAAAAGAUGGUUGAUGGCGGACCGGACGUUGCUUUAGAGUGUGCAGCGGGUGAAUACGCCAAAGGAUGGGCGCAUUACUUCGAGCAGAUGCUUGGAAUGGAGACGGAUACUUCGGAGCUGUUGAAUGAAAUGAUUACUGCUGUUCGCCCAUUUGGCCAUGUUGGAGUGACGGGUGUCUACGCCGGAUUUACCAAUCACUUUAACAUUGGGGCUCUGAUGCAGACAGGUGUUCACCUUAUGGGUAAUGGACAGGCUCCUGUCCACAAGUAUUGGAAACACCUUAUGCAUCUUAUUCAGACGGGCGAUAUCAAUCCGCUGGAUAUGGUGACGCACCGGGUCCGUUUGGAAGAUAUGGAGAAAUUGUAUGCGAUUUUCAAUAGGCGAGAAAUGGGCAUGCAGAAGGUCUUCGUGCAGACUAAGCACUCUGCUCCUCCAAAACAUGGAGCUCCUCGAUUAACGGAGUUGUGA